Molecule: messenger RNA, 434 nt
Organism: Paramecium primaurelia
Lineage: Eukaryota; Ciliophora; Oligohymenophorea; Peniculida; Parameciidae
Source: the annotation of a GenBank genome assembly
UUAAAAGCUCCAAAAUGUUGGCAAAAGAAAAAAAAAAUUAAUUUCAUUUUUAACUUUCAAGUUCCAAUAAACUUAAAACUAUGAUUGGUGCAAUUGGAUAAGAUGGUUUUUUAGCCUUUAAAUGCAUGAUAGGAAGUGUUAAUUAAUUUUUAUUUGCUGAGUUUCUAAGUGAGUUAUUAAGUUUACUCCAUCACACUCGCUAGGAAAAUGAUUAUGGUCUUAUUUUAGACAACGCAACAAUUCAUAAGUCAUAGAGGAUUUAAAAAUAUUACAACUCUUUAAUCAUCUAUAUCUAUCACCUUAUAGUCCAUAAUUAAAUUGUAUAGAGCAUCUUUGGGCUUAGGUCAAGCUAUAGUUGAGUAGAAAAUAAGCAUUUUUUUCAAUAGUUUGGAAGAAUGACGGUGCAAAUACAUCAUGUAUCGAUAUUUUCCAGU